AUGAACCAACACCAGCACAGAGAGAUGGCAGCCGCCAGAACUGACAGCGAGAACAUCCCAGCCAGCCAUAACCCUCAACACCACAACCCGCCCAAGAUCCUGCCAGUGUCGGGAAAACUGGAGCAGGCGAUGCAGAACAACUCAGGCCUUGUUCGUCCCUCUGCCUUCAAGCCGGUGGUUCCCAAGAGCUUCCACUCCAUGCAGAACCUGGUGGGCCAGGCAGGAGGGGCUGGGAGCGAGGGCAAGACUGAGGCGAGGAGUGAAGGGUUCAGUGAGGGCAGAGGAGGCAGGAGAGGCAGGGACGGAGGAGGAGGCGAAUCAGGAGAGGUUCCAGAGGCCCUGCUCCUGGACCAGGACAGCCCAGUGAGGGUCAGCAGAAGCGAGGGCGGAGGAAAUGGUAACGAAGUGGCUCAGGGAGGGAUGUCCGAUUCAGGGAGAAACUCCCUGACCAGCCUGCCCACCUACACGGGCUCGGGGUCGGGUUGUGGGCCCCCAGCAGUCCUGGGGCCUCUCAGUGCUUCCACCAGCCACAUCAACAGGUUGGGCAUGGCUGGGGCAGCUGCAGGCCUGGACAAGCUGGAAAAGCCUGGCUACCAGAACGGGCUCAGCGCCUCGGACAGUGGCCGGUCCUCCUCGGGAAAGAGCUCCUCGUCCUAUCAGAGGCUGAGCCACCUGAGUGAUGCCCCUGCACCUCUACGACCCUCCCCCUCCUCUGAUGACAUCAUCCAGGACCUCGAGGACCGCUUGUGGGAGAAAGAGCAAGAGGUGCAGCAUAUGCGCAGAAACCUGGACCAAAGUGAGGCAGCCAUCAUUCAGGUGUUUGAGGAGAAGCAACGUGUCUGGGAGCGACAGAUGGACGAGCUGAGACAGAACUAUGCUUCACGCCUGCAGCAGGUUACGCGCCGUGCUCAGCGCUCCCAGACUGCCCUGCAGGCCCAGAUAACCCGUCUCUCCCAGGACAAGAGGAGGCUCCAGGAGGAGAUGGCAGCUCUGUUGGCCCAGAGAGAGGAGCUGGAGAGAAAGUGUCUGGAUUACAGGAAGGAGCAGGCUGACAUCUUACCUCGUCUGGAGGAGACUAAGUGGGAGGUGUGUCAGAAGGCAGGGGAGAUCUCACUGCUGAAGCAGCAGCUGAGGGAGAGUCAGGCUGAGGUCACCCAGCGAGCUGGAGAGAUGGUGGCCCUGAGAGGCCAGCUGAAGGAGCUCAAUGCCCAGCUGAGGGAGCGGGAGGAGGCCAUGCUGGGCCUGAAGGACUCCUAUAGCACCAAAAGUCUGGAGCUGGAGAAGUGUGAGGGAGAGCUGAGGAGGACUCUGUCGGAGGUGUCCAUCCUUAGAGAGAAGCUGGGUGUAUUUGAGGCAGAGGUGCUUAGUUUAAAGCGGGCUCUGAGUGAAGUGAGCAGGGGAGCAGAAGUUGUUGUGAGCCCUAACCUAGCUGCCGCAGGGCUUUUGCCACCAUGGGGAGUUGUCCACUGCCAACGUAACCCCACUGAGCCCUCGACCAGCUCCCUCACCCCCACCUCUGACACCCUGCUGAGUCUUCAGAGUGAUGAAGCCAAAGCCCAAAGGCAGGAGGCCCAGAGACAGGAGAGGCAGCAACGUGAAGAAGCUCAGUGGCGCGACGUGCAGCAGCGGCAAGAUGCCCACAUGCAACAGGACAUCCACAUGCGUCAGGAUGCCCAAAUUCGGCCUGAGGCCCAACUCCGCCAGGAGGCCCAGCUUCGUCAGGAGGCUCACCUCCGCCAUGAGGCACAAAUCCGUCAAGAGGCCCAACUACGGCAAGAAGCGCAGCUGCGUCAAGAUGCGCAGCUGCGUCAGGAGGCCCAGCUGCGCCAGGAGGCCCAGCUCCGUCAGGAGGCCCAGCUUCGCCAUGAGGCCCAAAUGCGCCAAGAGGCCCAGCUACGUCACGAGGCCCAGCUCUGCCAGGAGGUACAACUGCGUCAGGAUGCACACCAGCCACAGCGGGUCCAGGAAGGUCACUGGGAUGAAGCAGGGGAGCUGCGCAGGCAGCUAGAGCAGCUGCAAGCCGCAUUACGCCUGGAGCGGCAGCAACGGGAACGUCAGGCCCUCAACUUUGACCAGGAGCGACACACCUGGCAGGACGAGAAGGAACGGGUUUUGAAAUACCAGGCACAGCUGCAGCUCAGCUAUGUGGAAACGCUUCAGAAGAACCAAGCUUUGGAAAAACGUAUGAGCCAGCUGGGAGCCAAACCAACCACAACCUCCACCAACACCACUAUUACAACUACCACAACCACCUCCCCCACCUCCUCCAAUUCUCCACCUCCACCACCAGCCCUAUCACCUCUGUCUCCUCAGCCCCUACCCUCUAUUCCUGGCCCUAUUGCCCUCACCCUCUCUCCACCUUGUGAGGACCAGAAGGGCCCUCCUUCUCUCCACCAGCUUGCCCCUCCCUGGGCAGGACCCUCACGCCUGGAGAGGAUAGAGUCCACUGAAAUAUAG
Molecule: messenger RNA, 2457 nt
Organism: Xiphias gladius (swordfish)
Lineage: Eukaryota; Metazoa; Chordata; Actinopteri; Istiophoriformes; Xiphiidae
Gene: lzts3b
Product: leucine zipper, putative tumor suppressor family member 3b
Exons: 7
Coding region: 1-2457 (818 amino acids)
Biological process (GO): regulation of dendritic spine morphogenesis
Cellular component (GO): dendritic spine
Source: RefSeq, a predicted model, not a curated record